Molecule: messenger RNA, 1166 nt
Organism: Phlebotomus argentipes
Lineage: Eukaryota; Metazoa; Arthropoda; Insecta; Diptera; Psychodidae
Product: UPF0046 protein C25E10.12
Exons: 2
Coding region: 5-898 (297 amino acids)
Molecular function (GO): hydrolase activity
Source: RefSeq, a predicted model, not a curated record
AAAGAUGAGUGUUCCGGUGCACAAUCUCAGUGGGAAUCCGACAGCGGCCUGGGCGGAGAUCUCCAAGAGUCAGAGAGUGAUAAAAAUCGCCGUGAAACCGCCGACAGGAAGUGUUCCGCAGAAUAAGGUGAGGGUGGUGUGCAUGAGUGACACGCACGGCCUCACGCCCUACAUCAAGUUCAACAUUCCCGAUGGUGAUAUCUUCGUGCACGCGGGCGAUUUCACGCGAUGCGGCGGCCUUGACGAAGUGGUGGAAUUCAAUACGUGGCUGGAGAAGCUCCCGCACAAGCACAAGCUGGUCGUGGCCGGAAAUCACGAGCUGAGCUUCGACGAGACGUUUCAGUCAGUGCACAGCAUGUCGUCGGAGCGCCGGAAGCACGCGGGAACGGCGCUGAUAGACGAGCUCCCGACGCUGGGCAACACCAAGGAGAGCCUCGCGGAGGCCGUACGCGUGCAGAACGUGAAGCGGCAGCUCACGAAUGCGGUGUACUUGCAGGACGAGUGCAUCGAGCUGUAUGGCCUCAAGUUCUACGGCACGCCGUGGCAGCCGGAGUUCUGCAAGUGGGCGUUCAAUCUGCCGCGCGGCGAAGCCUGCCUGGCCAAGUGGGACGCCAUCCCAGCCGGCGUGGACGUGCUGAUCAGCCACACUCCGCCGCUGGGUCACGGCGACCUGUGCUGCACCGGCGUGCGCGCGGGAUGCGUGGAGCUCCUGUCGUCAGUGCAGCAGCGCAUCAAGCCCAAAUAUCACGUUUUCGGGCACAUCCACGAAGGCUACGGCGUGACGUCCGACGGCAAGAUUAUCUUCAUCAACGCCUCCACGUGCGACAUCAACUACUUGCCCAGCAACCCGCCGGUGGUGUUCGAUAUCACGCUGCCGCCGGGACACACGAGGGACUGAGCCGAAUCUCUCCAGCACCCGAAUCUAGUCACUUGCCAUAAGCUCAACUCACGCGCUCUGAAAGAAUCUCGCUCAUAGUAAUCUAAAAUGGUGUCAUUUUAUUAUUUUCCAUAUUCAUUAGACUCGAGAUAAUAAAAAUUCUGCAUGAAAUUUAUCAACAAUCGUCAAUAAUUCUCCCUCUCAAUCUUUUUCUUCUUAUAAUGCCUGAUAAAACUAUGAUAUUCCUGCAUAAAAGUUCGUAAAACAGAAGUUUCUAUAAAUGAUAAUU